This is a messenger RNA of Acyrthosiphon pisum (pea aphid), 3885 nucleotides long. RefSeq names its product DDB1- and CUL4-associated factor 1-like. Lineage: Eukaryota; Metazoa; Arthropoda; Insecta; Hemiptera; Aphididae. Gene Ontology annotation, cellular component: Cul4-RING E3 ubiquitin ligase complex; nucleus. Bases 1 to 3885 code for a protein of 1294 amino acids. Gene Ontology annotation, molecular function: protein binding. Gene Ontology annotation, biological process: protein ubiquitination. The record is from RefSeq and is a predicted model, not a curated record. The transcript has 27 exons.
AUGGAAGAGUGCAUGAGUAAGACGACAGACUUGCUCAUCAGAUGGAGAAAUGAAACACAGACCCCUAACUACAACCCCAUACCAACGUUGAUCGAAUUAUGUGAGUUAUUUGAAGAAGAAAUCAAGAAUUAUACUAUGAAACACCAGGAUCCAACUGAUGAACGCCAUCCAUCUGAAAUAGAUCCAACUGGUGCAUUGAAUCAGAUGUAUAUGAUUCUGUUUGACGAAACAGAUUUCGUGGAUAAAUUAGUAAUGGUUUACUUAAAAGAAAAUGAUUGGCCAACUAAUGAUUUAAAUGUUGCCGCAUGUAGGCUUAUAACAAACCUCAUUCAUCAUAACGUGAUACCCCAUUUAGAAACACCUGAUGUUUUGAAAAAUCAUGAACUUAUUGAUAGUCUAUUCAGCUGGUCAGAAAAUACUAGUGAACCAUUGAAAACUUAUGCAACGAGAAUAUUGGCAUCUUGUAUGGAGUUACAAUUGAUUUAUGAUGAAUUAAAGGAACGUAAUAAUAAACUUGUACCAUUUAUAUUGGAUCGUCUACAUUCAUAUUAUAUUCAGUUUUGUGAAAAAAAUGAAAUCAAUCAAAGCACACAGCUAUAUCAAAAUACAAAUAGUGAUCAGUCCAAUGAUUAUACAGGUGCUCCAUCUCUAAAAACAAGAAAAAGAGAAAAAAAUGGUAUUUGUAAUUCAUCGUCUAUUGAGUCUAAAGGAAGCAACUGGAUACAAAUCUAUCCUCCUACAUUGGCAACAAAAUUAGUAUACUGUCUCAAAUAUUUAGUAUCAAUUGGAAAAAAUCAAGAGUUCUUAAGCCAUGCCUCAUUAAAAUACUUGGCUGUUCUUUUAUGCCAUGAAAAAAUUGCCACAAAAUUUAUUGAUGCUCAAGGAUUACAAAAAUUACUUUUAAUUCCGAAAUCUAGUAUUCUAUCUAAUGGUGUUUCAAUUUGCUUUAAUUAUUUAUCAUAUUGCGAGGAUGCAAUGGAAAGGAUUUGUCUUUUAUCUCAACCUGUCCUUAUUGAUCUUGUAAAGUAUGGACUUUGGAUGUUAGAGUGUUCUUCUGAUGCCAGUAGAUGUCAUGCAACUAUGUUCUUCAAUUAUAGUUUUCAUUUUAGAGUUAUUCAAGAAAUAUUUGAUAGCCAUGAUGGAUUACGUAAGAUGUUUAAUGUGGCUAUUACAGCGCCUCUUCUUCUAUCUCAAUGCACAGAAUCUAGUUUUGAUAGUACUAAAUAUUCUCCAAGACAAAUUUAUCGUUGUGUCUGUGCUGGUUUUAAACAUUACUUUGAAGCACAUUUAUAUAUAAAAGCACAGAAAUUACGUAGAGAAAAAAUUGGAGAUUCUGUUCAAAUUAUUCCAUCAACAAAGUCUACAAAACAACCUCGUGCUAAAGUCCAAGAAGAUAUAGAGCUAUUAUCAAAUGGUUUGUCUUUGGAAGACCAUUGGACACCAAUUGAUCAAUUUCUUAAAUUGGAUGGAUUAAGUUUUUUAUUGAAAAUAAUCAGUGUCGCCAGAAAAGGAAAUUUUUUCGUAACAUGUGGAGUCAUUAAAAACGCACUUGAAGUAUUAAACAUAUGUGCUGUAUUGCCAAAAGUUCAAUUGGCGUUAUGUAAAAUACCAUCACAUUUUGAAGUUCCUCAAAAUGGUAUCUCAAUAGUGGAAGAAGAUGAUUCACAAACUUAUUAUAUCAAUUGCGGAUUGGAUCUUCUUAUAAAAGCAGCAAAAGGAGAUCAUUUCGAUGCUGGUAUUCAAAAAGCUGCACUUUCUGUCAUUAUAACUUGUGUUUGUACAGAAAUACAUAGGGAAGGUAAUGAAGCUGUGAUUGAAAAAAGUUGGGAUUGUAUUAAAAAAAAGGAUGGAAUUAUGGUUUUACUUAAUUUAAUUACUAUACAAACACCAAUUGAUGAUGCUGACGCUAUCCGAGGAUUAGCAAGUUGUGCAUUAGCUGGAUUGGCUCGCAGUGAAUCAGUUCGCCAAAUUUUUAGCAAAUUGCCUUUAUUUAGCAGUGGUGAAUUACAAAGUUUAAUGAAAAAUCCUGUAAAGCAAGUAAAUCUUCAAGAACAUGCAACAUUUCAAAAAUAUGGUUCAAAGUUAAUAGAAUUGGUUUCGGGGAAAACAAUAAGUUAUGGAGUUGAAAUAGAAACAUCAUUGGCAACUAUUAAUUGGGCAAACGUUGUUGCACAAACUAAAAUUAAUUUUUAUGAGCAACAAUUGAACCUUUUAAUGUACCAACAUUUAAUGGAAAAAGGUUAUUUCACAACUGCAAAAUCAUUUGUACAAGAUGCAAAUCUUAAUAUAGCUGAGAACAAGUCUUAUUGCCAUAAUUGGUCGAUUGGAGGAGAAAUAUUCCCAAUAAGUUCUAGAACGAUUCAGAACCAAAAAUCUGAAUUAGCCAAUCUAUCAAAUGGUCCUUUAGGUUCUGAAUAUAGUGCCAAAAGAAUAUUUGGAAUAUCUUUAGCAAAUGUAUCAAUUGUAUUUAAUUUAUCUAGACGAUCAGAAAAUCAUCCAAAAUUGGAGUCAGAACAAGAACUUAAGUCACCUAUUUCUAAAUCAGUUCACAAAAAAAUUAACCAAGAUUUAACAUUACUUACUGGUAAUGGUACUAACUCAAAGGUUAGCUUAAAAUCUAUUGUUACAGAAUACUUAACCAAUCAACAUGCUUCAUGUAAACAUCCUAUGGUUACAUGUCCUCAAUUCAACUUAUUUCUUCCACACAAAUGUCCUGGUCCUAAUCCAAGGAGCUCAAUGUUAAAAAACUUUGCAAUGCGAUUUUCCAAAAACAUACAUUCUAGAAAACUAAACCAAAGACUCAUACACAGUCGUUUUUGUCCAACCCGCUGUUUUACCUUGGAUGAUGAAUAUUCAAAUUUAACUUGUUGCGAGUUUUUAAGCCACAAUCGUAUUGCUAUUGGAACAGCCUAUGGUAAAAUAAGAGUAUUCAAUUUAUUUACUUCUCAAGAAGAAUUAUCAUUUCUAGCCCAUGAGUAUGAUAUUAAAUACUUACAAUGCAGUAAUGAUGAAAGGAUAUUGUUAUCAUCUGCGACAUGGGGAAGGUCUUUAACAUCUGUUUGGUCUAUAACUGAAAAUACAAUCAAUACUAAAUAUUCUUUAGACAAUGAAAAAUACUGCACUUUUAGCAAUUAUGACCAAAAUAAAAUACUUGGGACUAGAGAAAAAAUAGCAACAAUAUAUGAUUUAGAAACUAGUAAAAGAAUAUUGUCAUUAGUGCCAAGAUAUUCAAAUGAGUAUAGAAGAAAUCAAGCAGUAUUUGAUGCUACAAAUAAAUUAGUGCUAUCUGAUGGUGUAUUAUGGGAUGCCUUGGCUGGAAAAGAAAUCCACAAGUUUGUUAAAAUGAAUGAAUUUGUGAGUGGAAUUUUCCAUCCAAAUGGACUUGAGAUUAUAUCAAAUACAGAAGUCUGGGAUAUACGCACAUUUCAGUUGUUGCGAACAGUUUCAAGUCUUAAUCAAUGUGAUGUGAUAUUUUCCAAAUCAGGAGACGGGAUGUAUGCUUUUUAUAACAAAGAUAAAGAAAUUAAAUGGUCUGAUAAAACUUCAUUUAAAACUUUAGAUCCUAAUGACUAUUCAACCACUAUUGAUGUUGAAGAAUCAAUAUAUCAUAUGGCUUGCAAUAGUUCUGAUACUCAAAUAGCUAUUGUUGAGUAUCUAGGAGCGCCUGCCAAUAUUAAUGAUUCAAUUGUACAAUUAUAUGAUGUUGGUAGAUCUAGAACCAAAGAUGAAGCUGUUGAAAAAGAAGAUGAUGACCUGAAAAAUUACAUGUUUUGUAAGUAUUUCGAUCAUUUAUUUCUUUGUCUUGAAAUGAUAGCUGGAGGAAUGGAAGCAGAUGAGAUAAAUGAUCAUUUUUCAAGUGGUAACUGUAGGAAUAGCAGCUUGUGA